Diospyros lotus (date-plum) is the source of this 1061-nucleotide messenger RNA. RefSeq names its product stress-related protein. The transcript is spliced from 3 exons. Bases 137 to 877 code for a protein of 246 amino acids. The record is from RefSeq and is a predicted model, not a curated record. NCBI's taxonomy places the organism in Eukaryota, Viridiplantae, Streptophyta, Magnoliopsida, Ericales, Ebenaceae.
UUUCCCUUUUCUUCCAGAAUCUUCAUCCCCCCUCCCCUCCUUCGCUUAUAUCACGCGACCGACCUUCCUUCCUUCCUUGCUUGCUUGCAAUUCAUUCCCAACAUCGUAAUCCUCACAAUUCCGAAACCUUCUGACCAUGGCCGAAUCAGACCCAAAUCUCCAAGCCCAAACGGUUGAGAUCGAGGAGGAGGAGAAGGAGAGGCUCAAGUAUCUGGAGUUCGUGCAGAUGGCGACGCUUCACGCUCUGAUGUGCUUCUCCAGGCUGUACGGCUACGCCAAGGAGAACGCCGGCCCUCUCAAGCCCGGCGUCGAAACCGUCGAAGGCACCGUGAAGACCGUCGUCGGUCCAGUCUACGAUAAGUUCCACGACGUUCCUAUUGAACUCCUUAAGUUCGUGGAUCGCAAGGUUGAUGUGUCUGUGAACGAGUUGGAGCGAAGGGUGUCACCACUGGUGAAGAAGGUGUCGAUCCAAGCACUCUCAGCUGCGCAGAAGGCCCCGGCCACUGCUCGUGCCGUGGCAUCAGAAGUCCAGCGGACCAAUGUGGUUGACACCGCAUCAGGACUUGCAAAGAAUGUGUACAUUAAGUACGAGCCAGCAGCCAGGGGUCUGUAUACCAAGUAUGAACCUGUAGCCGAGCAGUAUGCUGCAUCGGCCUGGCGCUCCCUCAACCGCCUUCCUCUCUUCCCACGGGUGGCUCAGGCGGUGGUUCCAACGGCUGCUUACUGCUCCGAGAAGUACAAUGAGACUGUUCGCUGCAGUGCCGGGAAGGGCUACAAGGUUGCGUCGUAUCUUCCGUUGGUGCCCACGGAGAGGAUUGCCAAGGUGUUCACUGCUCAUGAGGCCGCCGGGGCGGAGGGAGCUGUCUCGGCUCAUUGAUUGAGAUGUUCAUAUUAUGUUUGGCGAAUGACAAAUAUGCUCUACGUGCGUUUGGUCUGGAUUGUUUGAUACGUUUCAAUUCUUUUAUGUAUGCAAAGGAUUUGAAUUUGGUUGUGACUACUGAGUCACUGACUACUGCUUGGUGAAAAUAUAUGUCAGAAAAUAUUAAAAGUCCUUGGUGUUA